Molecule: messenger RNA, 1246 nt
Organism: Selaginella moellendorffii
Lineage: Eukaryota; Viridiplantae; Streptophyta; Lycopodiopsida; Selaginellales; Selaginellaceae
Product: cationic peroxidase 2
Exons: 4
Coding region: 194-1144 (316 amino acids)
Biological process (GO): response to oxidative stress; hydrogen peroxide catabolic process
Cellular component (GO): plasmodesma; plant-type cell wall
Molecular function (GO): heme binding; peroxidase activity
Source: RefSeq, a predicted model, not a curated record
GGUCUCUCCGUGUGGGGUUGGAGGACUGUAGCUAAAGCUUCACGACGCAAGGCCUUUCACUCGGAGCCAAAAGCAAUCAGUUUUGUGGGCUGUGGAGGCAACUUUUUUGUUCGCCGCUAGUACACGCCUUUGAAGAUGGGGAGCAGCGGUAUAAAGCUGGCAAUCGCGAAGAACGCAGCAGCAUCUUUGCAACAUGGAGCUCACGGUUUUGGCGUUGCUCAUAGUCGCGGCGGCUUACAAUCUUGCAGAAGGUGCGACGAGGAUUGGAUUCUACGACGGCUCGUGCCCUCGAGUGGAAGCCAUCGUCAAGUCCACAGUGAGAUCACACAUGAGCUCCAAUCCUAUGAUUGGAGCAGGCGUUCUUCGCUUGCAUUUCCACGACUGCUUUGUCCGAGGCUGUGAUGGCUCCAUUCUCAUCGACGGCCCGAGCGCGGAGAAAGCGGCGCUGGCCAACCUCGGCCUCCGGGGCUUCGAAGUUAUAGACGAUGCGAAGCGGCAGAUCGAGGCAGCGUGUCCGGGAGUUGUGUCGUGCGCCGACAUUCUUGCGCUCGCUGCCAGGGACGCGGUCUCAGAGAGUGGAGGACAGUUCUGGCCAGUUCCUCUGGGCCGACGGGACGGAAGAGUUUCCUCUGCCUCGGACGCAUCAAACAUGCCCUCGCCACUCGACUCGGUCGCGGUGCUCAAGCAAAAGUUCUCGGCCAAAGGACUCACAACUCUGGAUCUCGCAACUCUCAGUGGUGCUCACACGAUCGGCCAGACCGACUGCCGCUUUUUCAGCUACCGCCUCUACAACUUCUCGUCCACCGGCAAGCCGGAUCCAUCCAUGAGCCAGAGCACUCUCGCUAUGCUCCAGCAGCAGUGUCCCAGGGGUGACGCGGGGCUCAACAAGGUGGCGCUGGACACGGGCAGCCAGGGCUCGUUCGACAGCAGCUACUUCAAGAACUUGCGGAAUGGUGGCGGGGUGCUGGAGUCGGACCAGCGCCUCAUGGACGACACCGGGGCGCGCAUCACGGUGACGGCGUUUGGAGUGGCCGGGGUGACGUUCCGGGCGGGGUUCGUGGCGUCCAUGCUCCGGAUGAGCGACAUACAGGUGCUCACUGGGAGUGAUGGAGAGAUUAGAAGAGCUUGCAAUGCAGUGAAUUGAAUGGAAAAAUCUAGCAAAAGUUUGUGAGAAAGCUCAAAAGCAAUGAGACAUGGCUGGAGCUCAUCUACCUGGACAUGUACAACAGACAGUGUUUACUGGUAA